This is a messenger RNA of Hippocampus comes (tiger tail seahorse), 2626 nucleotides long. It is a transcript of the gene nr0b2a, whose product is annotated as nuclear receptor subfamily 0, group B, member 2a. NCBI's taxonomy places the organism in Eukaryota, Metazoa, Chordata, Actinopteri, Syngnathiformes, Syngnathidae. Gene Ontology annotation, molecular function: transcription corepressor activity; transcription factor binding. The coding region runs from base 1285 to 2052 and encodes 255 amino acids. The record is from RefSeq and is a predicted model, not a curated record. Gene Ontology annotation, cellular component: cytoplasm; nucleus. The transcript has 2 exons. Gene Ontology annotation, biological process: circadian rhythm; negative regulation of transcription by RNA polymerase II.
GAAUUAUCCAUUGUCUGCUCGCACACCUGUGAGACUGUUUUCCUCGAGCUGUCAACGCCAGUUAAGGCAACAAAGUGUAGCUCCUUGGAUCAUUGUGAUGUACAAACCCCUUCAUCAUGAUAAGGUGGCAGCUCAGGGAGAAGGAAACAUAAAAUGAGUCAUUGAAAUCCAUCUGUUUGUUUAUUUGUGACAAUAAUAAAGUCAUCUUCUUAUCAGCGUCAAGCCUCCGUGCCAGGCACAGCGGCGAUAACAAUAUGGGUUUACCUUAAAUGAAUGACCACCUAAAACACAAAAAGACGGCAUAGAGUGAAAUUCCUUAGAUUUCAUUGAUUUAUUUCACCCUGUGGAACAGGUGUGCCAUGGACAUGAGGGGUGGUUUUAGGUUUCAUCUUAAGUACUAGAUCAGAUGUAUUACAUUUCUUGUAAAUUUGUAGUAUGCACGUUUUCAAAAUCUGCCUGUCUAUGGCAGUGUCUCCCAAACUUCAUUGAGCUAAGGCGCCCAUUAUAGAAUAGAAAGAUUUUGCAAUAUAAACAUUUCAUUAAAAAGUAUGCAUACUGAAAUAUAAAAUAUUUUAUCUUAAUGUACUCAUAAACCAACUUAGUGUGAUAUCGGGGCCAGUUUAACUGAACACAAAACUGAUAUAAUUGCAGUCACGGGAUUGUGCCCAUGGGACCCUAGUUGGGAAUGGCUGACAUAUGGGGUCCAUAACGAACUAUCAAAAGAACCAAGCUGAGACCCAGAACAUACUUGCUGUGAGGUAACAAUAAUCACUCAGACACUGAACUGACACAUAUAUAUGAUUAUGACUUAAACUAAAACAAAUUUGGCAAGGCGGGUAGGGUUGUAGGUCUCAGAGGUUUUGCUGCAACGAUUACAAAAAUGUACCAAUGACAUCAUCCUGAGUAUUUAACUUCUGGGUCAGUGCCCCACUGCCCUGUGUUGGCCUCCUCAGCUCCAGCCAAGUAUGAGCUGGCAGUAUGUGGGGACCCAUCAGAAUUUGUCUUGAUUACCUUCGGAGUCCUUGGUAGCUUGGUACGGCCUGGGUUCAUGACACAGACCCCAAGAUAAGGCCGAGCCCUCUUGAUAUCCAGACGUUACUCCACCAGCUCCUUUUCAUUGAGAAAAGCUUAUCAGUUUCCCAGGGUUAUACCACCAGUCACCUGGCAGAGAGCACAUGGCUGUUUUUCACGGAGUGUGUAUUGACAAGUCAAGGUCCACUUGGGUGGCCUUAUAAAUACAGACGUGGCGGAGGCAAGAGCGCCUCACUCCAGAAAAGCCUCUCCAUGAUGGAUAACCGAUGCCGGUGCAGCAGUGACAGACUGUUGAAUCCUAUCCUCUUCAACAUUCUCAGUCAAUUAGAUAACACCAGGCUGAGCCUACACGACUAUAAUUCAAUACCUCAUCGAUGCAACUGUGAGCUACGCCGAACGGUGUGUUUAAAAAGACCAUUGGAAAUUUGCAAGGAAGCCUCAUCGGUUUUGGUCAAAACCGUCCAUUUCAUGAAGAAUCUACCUGCUUUCAAGCAGCUUCCACCCAAUGACCAGUACAUACUCCUCAAAAACUGUUGGGUGCCGCUCUUCAUUCUGGGCCUGGCGCAGGAGCACGUGGACUUUGAGGUGGCCGACGUACCGGCCGACAGCAUGCUGAAGAAGAUUCUUCUGCGGCGUGAGGGGGGAACUGAGAUGGACAGGGAGCAGCCCACCAUUGCUGGCGUCAGCAAACUCAAGUCUUGUCUCAGAAAAUUCUGGAGCUUAGAUUUGAGUCCAAAGGAAUACGCAUACCUUAAAGGGACGACAAUAUUUAACCCAGACAUCCCGGAUCUAAAGGCAUCUCUGUUCAUCGAGGGCUUGCAACAAGAGGCACAGCACGCCCUGAGCGAGGUGGUCCAGCUACUCCAUCCCAGGCGGCAGGACCGUUUCGCCCGCAUCCUCCUCACGGCCUCUAUGCUGCAAAGCAUCACACCCAGUCUAAUCGUUGAACUCUUAUUCCGGCCUGUAAUCGGCCAAGCUGACCUGUUGGAGCUUCUAGUGGACAUGCUCUUUGGCAGGUAGAAGACAUUUUAAUGACAUUUUCUUAAAUGGAAGCAGACAGCAGGAACUGUUUCAUCUCCACAGAGAUUUAGUUGUCUAUGAUUACAAAAAGUUGUCUUAAUGUCCUCCCUUUUGUUGUUAUGUUAGGUCUAUUGUAAAUACCUUUUUUUUUUUUUGACAGAACAAUUCAAUUAAAUCUAUUUUUGUACAUGAACGCUGUUUUGGUCUUUUGGAGUUUGUUUCAAAGUGCAGUAUGUUUACCCAGUAAAUUUGCAUUCAUUUAUGUUGAGUUUUUGCUCUUACAUUUUCCAUCCUCAAGGACAGUCAUGAGGAGGCAGCCUGCCUGCACGACUCAGUAAAAUGGCUGUUUGUUUUUGGGAAGAACAUCUGCAUGCAUCAAAGUAAAAGGGCAAAUAAUAUUUCAUUCAGGUCAGGCUCUACAAAGAUUAGAAACUAUUGAUUUAACAAUGUUUAAGUGUUACAAAAUGUUGAAUGUUUAAACUUAAGCAGCAUGACAUCCAAAUUUAAUGGCACGCAAAUAAUUGCAGGUUGAUCUCAAUUAAUCAUCUCAAAAUAAAUUUUCAAGUUAAAGUCA